AUGAAGCAUUGUAUAUUAAUUUUUGGCCUGUGUAUUGUAGGACAAUUUAUGAAUGGAUAUUCUUUAUCGGGCGUCUCAAGACGCGCAAGUAAGUCAGAUGAAUCGGGAAAUAGCGAUGAAGAUGCAAAUAAGAUGAAUCAUCAGAUAGCAAAGGGAGUAAUCAUAUACACAAAGGAUUUCGAUGGUAUGAGAUUAGAAAUUCCUAAUAAAGGUAACCAAAGUGAUGAUGAUGACUCUGGAAAUGAUGGUAUCAAUCCCGAUUAUAUGGAAGAAGAUGAUGUCCAGGAUAAUGAAGAGGAUAAAAAUGUUGAUGACAGUGACAAUGACGAAGAAAAUGACGGUUAUGAUGACGCUGAUGAUAACAAAAGAAAUCCAACAAAUGAUACAAAUAACAUAACGAUGCGGGAAACUUUUAAAAGGUUCGUGAACGAAAUGAAAUUUGGUGACACAGCUGAUCUUCUUGGACAUAAUCAGCACAUAUUUCAAUCUCCGAUCUAUAUGGAUUUGGGACGAAGAUUCGUACCACAGUACAAAUAUAGUGACGUAAACAAAGAGACGGCCGCUGAACACAAUGGUGAUCUUAUACCAGAAAAGGCGCCUCCUGAACUGGUGUUGGUGGUGGCAAAGGAAUCUGCAUUGUUGGGACCGGACAAAGAAAAUGACUUAGGAGAUAUCGAUCAGAAGAAAAUAUUAAGAUCAGGGGAUUAUUGGAAUUCUGUUUGGAAAGAAGAAGUCAAAACUCCUUUGCGGUCAGCUCCUGAGAAGAAAGUAUUGGUAUACAAAGAGACGGCCGCUGAACACAAUGGUGAUCUUAUACCAGAGAAGGCGCCGCCUGAACUGGUGUUGGUGGUGGCAAAGGAAUCUGCAUUGUUGGGACCGGACAAAGAAAAUGACUUAGGAGAUAUAGAUCAGAAGAAAAUAUUAAGAUCAGGGGAUUACUGGAAUUCUGUUUGGAAAGAAGAAGUUGAUAUCAAAACUCCUUUGCGGUCAUCUCCUGAGAAGAAAGUAUUGGGAUCAAUAAAAGCGAAAAUAAAACCAGGAACGGAAUUUCACAAGGUGGUGUCUCGAAUGAAGAAAAUGUCACCGCGACUGCUUUAUAUUAUUAAUAAAAAACUUCAUUGA
Messenger RNA from Spodoptera littoralis (African cotton leafworm), 1122 nucleotides. The record is from the annotation of a GenBank genome assembly. Lineage: Eukaryota; Metazoa; Arthropoda; Insecta; Lepidoptera; Noctuidae.